AACAGGGAGGAAGAGGAGGAGGAGUGAAACAGACCUGCUCUGUACUGUUCAUGUUCUCUCUCAGUGUCGUUCAGCGGCUCGUCAGAUCACGACCAGCUCUCUGACUGGAACCUGCUUGCAGCUCAUCUCACCUGGGGAAGGUUUUUUUUUUUAUUUCAUUAUUCCUGAACCUGGAAGCUGUUGCUCUCAAGAGGAGUCCUACUCUAAGGUGACAACAUGCUGAAGCAAGUCGUUGCGUUCAGCAGCUCCUUGGUGCGCAGGAAAGUGGUGGACAUGAACAGCUUGGAGGACUCCAAGCUGUGCCGCUGCCUGGGAACUGUGGACCUCAUUGCCCUGGGGGUGGGCAGCACCCUGGGGGCCGGGGUCUACGUGUUGGCCGGAGAGGUGGCCAAGGGAAACUCGGGCCCCAGCAUCGUCAUCUCCUUCCUCAUCGCCGCCCUGGCCUCCGUCAUGGCCGGCCUGUGCUACGCUGAGUUUGGGGCCCGCGUCCCCAAGACCGGUUCUGCUUAUCUCUACAGCUACGUGACGGUGGGGGAGAUCUAUGCUUUCAUUACUGGCUGGAACCUAAUCCUGUCUUACGUCAUUGGUACGUCCUCCGUUGCCAGAGCUUGGAGUGGCACGUUUGACGAGAUGAUUGGCGGACACAUUGAGGUUUUCUGCAAGACCUACUUCAGCAUGAACUCUCCUGGCUUGGCUCCGUAUCCCGACUUCUUUGCCGUGUUCCUCAUUCUGCUGCUCUCUGGGCUCUUGUCUUUUGGAGUGAAGGAAUCGGCCUGGGUCAACAAGAUCUUCACUUCAAUCAACGUGCUCGUCCUCUUGUUUGUCAUCAUUUCUGGCUUCGUCAAAGGAGACACACACAACUGGAAGAUAACCGAAGAAUCUCUCAUCAAUAUCACAAUCGUCACAAGGAACUUUUCGGAAACUUGCAACGUGAGCAGUGACUAUGGCGUUGGCGGCUUCAUGCCCUACGGCUUCAGCGGGACGCUAGCCGGAGCCGCCACCUGCUUCUAUGCUUUUGUCGGAUUUGACUGCAUUGCAACGACAGGAGAGGAGGUGAAGAACCCCCAGAGGGCCAUUCCCAUCGGCAUUGUGGUGUCACUGACUGUAUGCUUCUUGGCGUACUUCGGUGUCUCUGCUGCGCUCACUCUGAUGAUGCCCUACUACCUGCUGGAUGAGAAGAGCCCUCUCCCCAUGGCCUUUGAAUAUGUGGGCUGGGGCCCCGCCAAAUAUGUGGUUGCUGUGGGUUCACUAUGUGCCCUGUCUACAAGUCUGCUGGGCUCCAUUUUCCCCAUGCCUCGUGUAAUCUAUGCUAUGGCAGAGGAUGGGGUGCUUUUCAAAGCCUUAGCCCGAAUCAAUCCUAAGACGAAGACCCCAGUUAUUGCCACUAUGAGCUCCGGUGUAGUCGCAGCCAUCAUGGCUUUCUUGUUCGACCUGAAGGCCCUGGUGGACAUGAUGUCCAUUGGGACUCUGCUGGCCUACACACUGGUUGCCAUCUGCGUGCUCGUUCUCAGGUACCAGCCAGAUGGAGCUCUGGAGAGGCAGCCAGAGAAAGGUGAGAAGGGCUGCUUGGCAUCUGAGGAGUCCGAACUGACAGAGUCAGAGUCUCACCUGAACAUGCUGAACGGCGGCAACUCCGUCCUUCAGAGUAUCCUCCACCCUCCCCUCUUACCGUCCGAGAAGUCGUCUUCUGUGGUCAACAUGUCCAUCGCUGUCUUGGUGAUUGUAGUGUGUGUCAUCAGCUACCUCACCACCUACCACUUAAACUCAAUCGUUGGUUCGGAAGUGUGGAUUUUGGCGUUGCUCUCCGUCUGUCUCCUCAUCUUCAGCUUCUGCGUGUUCAUGAUCUGCAGGCAGCCGCAGACCACCAAGAAGGUCUCCUUCAUGGUACCCCUCCUGCCUUUCCUGCCUAUUCUGAGUAUAUUUGUUAAUGUUUACCUCAUGGUCCAGCUGAGUGGAGUCACCUGGAUACGUUUCUCUGUCUGGAUGGCUGCAGGGUUCUUGAUCUACUUCGGCUAUGGCGUUUGGCACAGCGCCGAGCGACAGCACCACCGUCAGGACGCGCACGGCAACGGCGACGCAAACCAGCUGAGCAUGAAAGCCAUCCAGGACAAGCAGGUCGAGACAAACGAGGCAGCAAAGGAGCAGGAGCGCUUCAUCAGCCCGGACAAAACCAGCCAGUGUUAAAAGGCCGCGGACUGUUUCUCACACUCCGAGAGGCAGCCGACGCAAAACGGAACAGAAACAAUCCCAAAACCAAAGGCACUCGGCGACUCGCGCCUCGACACACAUGUACAUAAUGGCUCCUUCGUGUGUACGAACCUCACUGUGGCAGAGUCAGUAUUCUGGUGAGGAGCCGCUCCGUCUCUGCGACCACAAAGACUUAGAUCCCAGAGCGCUCUCUGGACGCCAUGAAUGGAGACAAAACAAAACAAAAACAAAAACAGGACAGGUAACACACUGGAGAGUGUCAUCGUAGGGCUGCGGCCAACACAGCUUCCCAAGGGACUGGAGAUUACGAUGUUUAAAGCACAUUCUUUUUUUUCCUGCCCUUUACUCCCGUGAUGUACAAACACUUGUAUAUCAGUUUUUCUAUGUGUUCUGUGUCUUCGACAAUUUGCGUUUGAAAUUACGAAAAUGUCAGUGGAAAAUCCUCGACACGCAUUGACCUGUCGUGGAUCUCACAGUUGUCCAAACGACCGGAAGGUCGGGUGUUCCUAAUGGCGAUGGCCGGACUUUUUACCCAACGUCGCGGCGAUGCUUCCUGCGUAAUUCAGGCGAAAGACAAAUCUGUGAGGACGGAAGAUAACAGCGCGUGCAGCCGGCAGCAAGCUCUGUUUGAAAGGCGCCAAAAUGAACGAGGUGGAUAUGAAUAUGAUCACCGCGAGAGAAUACAGUGGUGAGAGGAAUCGCGCAAUAACACAAUGCUGACAUGACGAGGAUAAAAAGAAAAAAGAAAAGACAAAUCAGCAUCUCAAGUGGUGUCAAAGGUCAGACCUAAGAGGCGGGUUUUUCAAGAAGCGACAGAAAACCACAGAGGAGAAGAGGACGGUCUGGUCAUAAAGUCUCAAAUUGUGCAGUUACAUUAAAGGGUGAGAAAUGUUUUGAGACGAUUGAUUUGCAUCUGGUUUUUUCUUUUUGGUUUUGUUUUGUUUGGAUCACCGCACACUCUGGAGAGCCACUGAAUGUGCAAAGUGUCAAUUAGCUUAGUGGUGACUGACCGGAGCUGGGAAAAUGUUAAUCCUUGAAAUUAUUCAUUUUAAAUCUUCCCUGUAGUAACUAAAGUCUGUAGCUGUGGUUUCAUUAAGCACAGGUUGUUAGGUUUAUUAUUAUUAUCAUUAUUAUUAUUAUUGCUUCAGUUUCAGAACUGUUAUGAUUAGAAAAGCAGCGUGAUGUGAAGGUUUUAUGAAAGUACGUGCUUUUGUUUCAUGCUAUCGCACUAUGACAAUAUGCUGUGCCUUCUGAUAUUUUGUGCUAUUUUGAUACUUUAGUAGGUGAAUGAAAAUACACCUACUAAAGUAUUUUCAGUCCGUCAUUACAGCUUCAAAGAGUUUCUCUGGGAUGAAGGUUUAUUGGAUUUAUUGUUUGUUUGUUUUUUUUCCCUGGCCUUUUUAACGCCUCCUGUUGUGAUGUGGAAGGUUUUAGCUGAUGAUGAUGUGCAACAGCUUACCUGCACUGUCAGUAUUUUAUUUUAUUUUUCUUUCUUAAUGUUGACGAAAUACAAAAUUAAAAGAGAGGAAAAACACA
Poeciliopsis prolifica (blackstripe livebearer) is the source of this 3744-nucleotide messenger RNA. It is a transcript of the gene slc7a2, whose product is annotated as solute carrier family 7 member 2. The transcript has 12 exons. Gene Ontology annotation, molecular function: amino acid transmembrane transporter activity. Gene Ontology annotation, biological process: transmembrane transport; amino acid transport. The record is from RefSeq and is a predicted model, not a curated record. The coding region runs from base 217 to 2184 and encodes 655 amino acids. Lineage: Eukaryota; Metazoa; Chordata; Actinopteri; Cyprinodontiformes; Poeciliidae. Gene Ontology annotation, cellular component: plasma membrane.